AUGCUUGUCCGGCGGCCGCCGCCCUUCGGCGUCACUCUCGGCAUCGUGCCACGGUGCUUUCCACGUUCAGUGCCAGUCACGAUGACGACAAUACCACUUGUCAAAACAACACCCACCCAAAAUGUUGUUGCAAUCUAUCAUGGGGCGGGCCCGUCACAGUCACGAUGGCAAUUACAGCAUUUUCGUCCUAUGUCUAGUGGACCGCUACCUCAGGCUCAAAAUACGCCAGCAGUCGCAGAAGCCGCCCGGACUCGGGGUGGGAAGGGGAAUUCUUCUUGGCGGAUGAUGCAGAUUGUUCAUGUCAGAUUGGCUUCAACUUCAACUCGGUCGUCAUCGGAGGUGGUGCAAAAUAAAAAGGGGGGGAAUCAAGCGCAAGCGCGGGCUCAGGGUCAGGUUCAGGCACAGGGUCAAACUCAGCUACGACCGACUGCUGCGAAUGGGGUCCCGCAGCUUAAGGCGCCAAAUCUCGAAUAUCCCGAGCGUUUGCUUAUUUACAAUGCCGGCAAGGGGAAAAUCAUUUUCAUCGCCCUCCUCAAACUCACCACGGUACUGAUCUUCUCCGCCUUCGGCCUCUUCGUUGCUCCGGCUUACAUUGUCAACGGGUCUCCACUCGCCGGCGUUGCUAGUUUGUUUCCCCCAUCCAUCCCUCCCAUUCUUCACGAACAAACUUCUGACUACUUCCCAGUCUUCACCUGCGGUCUAACCCCCUUCCUCUUCCUCGCCCACUCCUCCCGCCCCUUCGUCGCUCAAAUCCACCUUACCAAGCUGCCCCCAUACGCCCGCCUAUCCUCAGACGUCCUCCUCCGCUUCGCGCGCUCUCUGCCCCCACAGUCUGCUUCCCGUCUCGAAUUUGUCACCAUGUCACUGAUCGGCAAGCCCCGCGUGAGCAGCGUAGCCAUAUCGGAUAUACGACCUGUUCCUUCCUCCCAGAAGGGAUUGUUCAAGAAGGUGAAUUUCGUCCGGGUUGAUCAACCCCCUGCUAGCUCUACAAUAACAGAAGCAAAGGGCAAGAGCAGCAGCAAGCCAUUGACGUCCGCACAAUGGAAAAUCCAACAGCAACAACUAAAAGACGGAAAACAGCAUGGAUGGAGGCAAAAGAUUCUCUCCUGGACUCGGUUCAAGACGGUCAAAGAGUUUUAUGUUACUGAUGUUCCCCAAAAGACGGCGGAGAAGAGAGGGGUGAAGGAGGCGAGGGUUUGGGAGGAGAUUCGGGGUUUGAUUGAGAAAAGAGCGAUUAGGGAGGCGGAGAGAAGGAAGGGGGGUAGGUGA
Neurospora tetrasperma FGSC 2508 is the source of this 1269-nucleotide messenger RNA. RefSeq lists its product as uncharacterized. The coding region runs from base 1 to 1269 and encodes 422 amino acids. The transcript has 3 exons. NCBI's taxonomy places the organism in Eukaryota, Fungi, Ascomycota, Sordariomycetes, Sordariales, Sordariaceae. The record is from RefSeq and is a predicted model, not a curated record.